AUGGAUUCCCAAUCUUUCACGUACAUGAUUAUACCACCUGGACGCAACUUUCGGCUGCUCAAGAUCUUUCCAGGCUAUUCAGGCGAUCCCCUAGUGUGCGAACUCUUCGUAUCUACUCUAGAUGAUGCGACACCAUACACAGCUCUCUCUUACGUCUGGGGCAAUCCAGACAAAGUCGGCGACAUCGAACUUGGAGGACACGCUUGCAAAAUCACAAGAAGUCUUUCGGACGGCCUCCGCCGACUGCGAAAGGCUGAUGCAGUGGAAAUCGCAUGGGCGGAUGCUAUUUGCAUCAACCAAAAUGACAAUGUAGAAAAGGGACAUCAGGUUGAUUUGAUGGGUGCCAUUUACACUAACGCCCAUCAUGUGGUUGUGUGGCUUGGUCCCGACCCCGAAGGCUCCGGAGCUGAGGCAUUUCGCUGUCUAGAAACCAUCAACUACAAAAUACAUACAAAAACAGACAAGGAGUAUUUCUACCCUGAUGAAGAAGAAAUGCCGACAGUAUUUAUGAAAACUGAGGCGUCGCCGGAGCCGCGUCCCAUGGCGAGGCCCUAUGGACGAAGAUCAGUUCAUAGCUCUGUACUGGGCGCCAAAGGAAAAGACUCUGUUGGGAAACUAUUCGAUCUUUCUUGGUUCUCUCGCGUAUGGGUGCUCCAAGAAGUCGGUCUAGCAAGGUCAGCAACGGCAACUUGGGGCGACAGUACUAUCGAGUUCAGCGAGAUCGCCGCCUUCAUCUGGAACGUCUACUACCUCGAGGAGCUCAGACAUGCAUUGGGCCCUGAGACGUCCCAAAAGCUCUCGGGUGCUCCUCUGUACGCUGUCUGGAACGUGUGGUCUACCUACGAGAGGACAGACUCUUGGAUACACCGGACACCUUUACUAAGGGCUUGGGCCGAGCUGCUUGCCAGUCAAUGCACCCUCGACUUUGUCCUUGUUCUGGAGGCUUCGAGAUACUUCAAUGCUACCAACCAAUUGGAUCACGUCUAUGCCUUCCUUGGUCAUCCGAAAGCUAGGAACCCUGUUACAAACAAGCCGUGGUUACAGGCAAACUAUUCAAUAGACGUACAGGAACAGCAUCGACUUUUGGCUGCUAGUCUUGCUCAGGACUCGUUGAACUUCUUGGUGCAAGCUCACCAAACAGAGGCUAGUCUGAAGCAUGGAUCUGAUUAUCCGACUUGGGUCCCGAGAUGGAAUAAAAAAACGGAAAGCCAUGCGGAUGCUUACUGGGAAGCAUGGGAUGCCAGUCUUCGAAAGGAGGAGCAGAGGCCUCCCAAAGUCAAAGUUAAUGAAGAUCAACUGAGAGUAUCUGGUAUCAUCAUUGGCCAGAUUGAUCAGUUCACAAGAACAAUGACGGCAUCCGACUUCGAAGAGGAUAAGGACUUCGGAGCGCAGCUCCUCGAUACAUGCUGGGACGUAGCAAGUCAGAAACCACACCCGUAUCGACAAAUCGAGACGAUGAUGGCAUUUGCAUCGACACUUGCAUGCCACUACAAGCAUAAAGGCAACCAACCCAUGGACGGUCGUGAGCGAGUAGUUGAGCAGUUGGCGGGCUAUUGCAUGCAUCUCAACAAUACGUUCUACCAAGCUCACCUAAAGCCGAAGGAGGGCGGUGGAUUCUGGGAUUUGAACACAGUUCUAGAGGUUCGCAAAGCCUUCACUCCAAGUCUCAAGUCACAUGCUGUUAAUCGGCGCUUCUUCAAUACUGUUGAUGGGUAUUGGGGAAUGGGGCCUUCAGCUAUGGAGACCGGUGAUGUAUGUGCUGUGCUACUAGGUGCGGAUGUUCCUUUUGUUCUCAGGCCAAAGGGUGCCGAGGGUGAAUAUCAGUUGGUUGGGGAGUGUUAUAUGUAUGGGUUUAUGGACGGUCAGGCAGUCAUGGCGUCUCGUGCUGGGGAGUCAAAGUAUCAAGAGCAGCACAUCACCCUUCUGUCGUAG
Molecule: messenger RNA, 1932 nt
Organism: Fusarium coffeatum
Lineage: Eukaryota; Fungi; Ascomycota; Sordariomycetes; Hypocreales; Nectriaceae
Exons: 1
Coding region: 1-1932 (643 amino acids)
Source: RefSeq, a predicted model, not a curated record